This is a messenger RNA of Hermetia illucens (black soldier fly), 2381 nucleotides long. RefSeq names its product UPF0565 protein C2orf69 homolog. Gene Ontology annotation, cellular component: mitochondrion. NCBI's taxonomy places the organism in Eukaryota, Metazoa, Arthropoda, Insecta, Diptera, Stratiomyidae. The record is from RefSeq and is a predicted model, not a curated record. Bases 171 to 1436 code for a protein of 421 amino acids. The transcript has 7 exons.
UGUUGUGUUUGACAUUGGAUGUGUUUAUCAAUAAUCGAAUUGGAAAAGUGCCGAAUCUGUUCAAGUCGCGGAUUCGUUUUUUGUUUGCGAAAUAAUCAAGGUGGGAAGUGUUUUGUGUGCAGCCGUUGCUGGUAAAUGCUUGUAUUCUGAACGAACGAUCAAAAAAGGUAAUGCUUGGUGGAGCGGCUGGCCGAUUUUGUACGCCAAGCAGUGUAGCUGGUCCGUUUCGCUUGUGUGCAGUAACAGGAUUUCAAAAUCGAACAAACGAUAUUGUGUAUUGUCCGCCAUUAAUUCGAGGAAACGAUGAAGAAUCAACAGCAGUUGUUUAUUUUGGUGGAGAUGUUCAGGAUUUUCCGGAAAGCAUGGAAACAAAUCGAGACAGUCGGGGAUAUAUGAAAUAUAAUUUGGAAAGUACGGCCGCCUUGCUUCGUAAUGGUUUUCCUCGAUUUCAUAUUAUAGUUAUUCGCCCAGUAAGAAUGGAGUUCAAAACAUUUAGUUGCUUCGAUAAUUUUGUUCGAGGGAAUAAUGCAGGAGUGCCCGACCAUACGCCCAUGAAUCAUGCAUUACAGCAUCUGGAAAAGCUUCUUCAAAACAUAUCAAUACGGUUGAAAUCGUUGCCUGAUAAUGAAAUAGUUGCACAAGUAGCAUCUACGUCAUCGGCAUCAAAUAGCGCGCCUAAUAAUGAUGGAUCUCAAGACAUGGAUAUCGAUAUAUUACAAGUUCAAGAUACCGUCACAGUACAUGCCGAAGAUGCAAUGGUCUUCCCAUGUCGCGAAGAAACCAACAAUGUUAUCACUUCAAUACAUUCGAAUGCAAGUGCGACGAACGAUAUCAUACAAAAUAAUAUCCAUUUUAGUAGUGCAGAUUGUCAGAAUUUACAAAUGAACAAAAAUAAUCAUAUGUGGUGGAAAGAUAAUGUAAAUUUAGAUAAAUCAAAACUAAUACUUAUUGGUUUUAGUAAAGGCUGUGUUGUUCUUAAUCAAUUUAUAUACGAAUUUCAUUAUUUGAAAACUCUGACACCAGAUGAUAGCACAAUGAUUCGAUUAUUAUCACGUAUUCGGGAAAUGUAUUGGCUCGAUGGCGGUCAUGGCGGCCAGAAAAAUACAUGGAUCACAUCAAGAAGCUUAUUGGAAACUUUGACUAGAUUAGGUAUAAAUAUUCAUGUACACGUAACACCCUACCAAGUACAGGAUGAUCGUCGGCCAUGGAUUCGGAAAGAAGAAAAAAUAUUCACUGAUAUGUUACGCCGUUUAGGAGCACCAGUUACAAGGCAACUACAUUUCGACAGUACAGCUGCCAAUCUAUUCACUCAUUUCGAGGUGCUUCAGGCCUUCUGUCAGCACAUACAAAUGCAUAAUCAGCAGCAACAUCAAAUGCAAGGUCAACAACAACAACAACAUAGAACAAUCACAGAUCCAGUGAAUGACGUAAAGUGACAACGAUUGAAUAAGCAUAUAUUAGCGUAUGUAAAUAACUAUCGUAGAUCAAAACGAAAAAGCAAGAAAUUAAGUUCAGCAUCACGUGGCUAACCCUCUUUUUAAUAAUUUAUGGUUACUUCAACGUUGUGCGUUCGUUAUUUGAUUUCGAAUGCCGAGUUGCAAUUAGAUUAUUAUUUAUUACCGAUUUUCAUGCGAAUUUUGAACGCCGUCAGUUGUUUUUCUUCAUCGUUUCUAUGUAAAGUGCAAUAAGAAUCUGUAAACUGGAAUUUAGAAAUCCCCCAAUGGCACACAGUUGCGAGAAUUUGGAUAGUUCAGUUGCGCAAGUACUCCCAAGAACAUUUUUUUAAAAAUUUCUUUUAGCCAAUGGUUCAUGUCGUAUUCUUUUUAGUGGAACGGCAUUUCAAAUGCAUCCUUUCUCCUCCUUCUAUUAUGAUAUUAUAACAAGCCAGAGAUAACUAAGAAUAUUAUCAACAAUGAAUGGGGAAUAAUUUACAUUUCAAAUGGGUCUGUUGCGCCAUUGUAAGCUAAAUUAGAAUUGUCGAUUAUACACGUUGCUAGUCCUAUUUACAGUUGAACUGUAGAGAGAGCGAGAGUGUUAGAAUCUGAACUAACCAACUUAAACCUUAAACCAGAUCUGCAAAAAAAUACUUAUGUAGUAGAUUAAGACGUUUAUAUUGGUAAGAUAAUCGAUUAAUUUCGUAAGUUUGCCGGAACUCAACCAUGAAAUUCAUUCAAUGUAACUCAUCUUUGCUGACAUUUAUUUACACUUUCGUAAGAUAUACAUAUUUAAUGAUGUUUUAUAUUUAUUAUUUUGGUUUUUAUAUUUUCAGGAAAAUUAUUUAUUUUUUUUUAUAUGAAAUCCAAAAAAUUUGUCAUUUGGACUAGGCUAAGAAAAUGGUGGUAACUGUUAAUAAACCUAAUAAAUUAUAUGCACAAUUUAAA